Messenger RNA from Monodelphis domestica (gray short-tailed opossum), 4000 nucleotides. It is a transcript of the gene APH1B, whose product is annotated as aph-1B gamma-secretase subunit. Gene Ontology annotation, cellular component: membrane. The record is from RefSeq and is a predicted model, not a curated record. NCBI's taxonomy places the organism in Eukaryota, Metazoa, Chordata, Mammalia, Didelphimorphia, Didelphidae. Gene Ontology annotation, biological process: positive regulation of catalytic activity; protein processing.
UACCAAUGGAAUAGUUUCAGAAGGCUUGAUAGUAAAGGUUUGUGGCUAACAUGUACACCGAUGUUCUCCCACGUCCCUUCCCUUUAUACGACAAGUUUGCGUAGGGAGAAGAGGAAAGGCAGUGACUGCCCUGACUCAAGAUGACUAAUAAGAAUUCGUAGUGAUCCGAGUAAAGGUAGCCGGAGACCUCUCAGCUGACUUUUCCCGCCGCUCUUCCCUAGGGGUAUUUCCCCGCUGUGAGGCCUGGAUGCUGUGUAGUGAAGCCGUCUCCGUGGCGUGUGGGGGCGGGGCCAGGGGCGGGGUUACAUGGCGGCCGCGGCUGGGGGAGGGCGCUCUAGUAGCGGGCAGUCUCAGGAAGCGCCGCUACCUCUCUAGAGAUUUGGGUGAGGGGGGGUGCGGUUGGCCGCCCGCUCACCUGGGCUCAGCCGGACACCGCCCCCUCCCCUGCCCCCGCCCUAGCCCCGCGCCGGCCCUGGGCUCGGCAACUCGGCACAAUCUGGGCCGCCUCAAGCAGCCGCGCGCCGCCGUCGCCUAGGUCUCUGCUGCCCCGGGCCGCCAUGACGGCCGCCGUGUUCUUCGGCUGCACCUGCAUCGCCUUUGGGCCGGCUCUCGCUCUCUACGUCUUCACCAUCGCGUCUGACCCGCUGAGAAUCAUCUUCCUCAUAGCAGGAGCAUUCUUCUGGUUGGUGUCUCUGCUGCUCUCCUCCCUCAUUUGGUUCGUUGCAGUAACCAUUAGUUCCACCAAAAAUGAAUCAGUGCAGAGAGGUUUGCUUAUCUUUGGAGUAUUGUGCUCUGUCAUUAUUCAAGAGGUCUUCCGGUUUGCAUAUUACAGACUUUUAAAAAAAGCAAAUAAGGGUUUGAUGACUAUCAGCCAAGAGGAGACAGCACCCAUUUCUAUAAGACAGCUGGCCUAUGUGUCCGGCUUAGGUUUUGGGAUCAUGAGUGGUGUAUUUUCCCUUGUUAAUAUCCUAUCUGAUUCCUUGGGACCAGGAAUAGUGGGCAUACAUGGAGAUCCUCCUCAAUUCUUUCUUGCAUCAGCUUUCAUGACUCUAGUUAUGGUUUUACUGCAUGUCUUCUGGGGAGUUGUGUUUUUUGAUGCAUGUGAGACAAAAAACUGGUGGGCCCUAAUCGUGGUCAUCCUGAGUCACUUGCUGGUGUCAGGUCUGACCUUCCUGAAUCCCUAUUAUAAAGCAAGUUUAGCAGCAUCAUAUGUUAUCAUGCUGCUUAUGGGUAUCUGGGCAUUCUUCGCUGCCGGCGGCUCUUGUAGAAAUUUGAAACGAUGCCUAUUGUGCCGAGACAAGGACUUCCUUCUUUCCAACCAGCGUGCCAGAUAACAUCUGAGAAUUGGGACCUCCCUGAACAGCUUUCUGUGUUUUUAGAGGAAGCACAACUGUGCCUUUUUCUAAAAUUCUUUUUCUGGUUGAAUUUAGAAGGAAAAAAUGCCAACUAGAUACGUGAUUCUCAUCUAAUAAGGCUUCUAUCCAGCAGCUGUCUCAAAUGCAUACAUGAAUGAUAACUCCCUGGGGCAAAUCCAAGAACAUAUGAAAGGAAUAUGUAGUUGUGUCUUUAUACUUUCAGUAUGGUUAUAUUAAUACAUCAAGAAUUACUACUUGCUGAACCUACAUCUUUUAAGUUAUGGAGCCACAAAAAGUUAAAGGGGUAUAAUUUCUGUGGUCCUUCUUGUGUGUUGUUAUUGAAGCACAUCCCUUUUAGGGUUAGAUUAAUUAAGGUAAUUAGUGGCUUAUGAGACAAUAGGUUCUGCUUCUAAAUUAUUUUUACUCAAAAUAAGAUGUUUAUUAGUGGCUAUAUUUUUUAAGGUUUUUCCCAUCUAGAACUCUUUGGGGAUCUAAAAAUUAUUUUUGAAGUAUAGGGAAGUAACCUGUAUUUGUAAUAAGAACAAUCCUUAAGGAAGGUAUCAACUUUACCAUGGAUCAUAAAAAUAUGUUCAACAUAGCCCAGAUGAGUUUAAAAAUUAACACAGAUGACAUUCUCUGUAACCAGAGGCUAUCCUAAUGGUUAUAGAUUUCUUAAGAAGGUAUUUGAAAUUGGGGGGGGGGGUGUUUUAUCAGUAACUUGCAGGCCUUUUUUCAUUUUGAGGGUAUUCCUUUCUUGUGACUUUCAGCUUAAAUUGUUCAACUUUGUGCCCAGUUUAUAUGGCAGCCCUGUAUUUUAUUCCUGAAUAUCCCUUAUAAGAAACCAUAUGGUAUAUAUUUCAAUAAAAUUCAACAAAAUAGGUAAAAGGUUAAAAGAAAACAUGAGAAAAGUAAGCUGGUGAAGAAGAUUGUUUUAUUUUGUUCAUAUGCUGUUAAAUGGUGAAUGGCAUUUUAUUUUCUUCCCCAAAGUGGCAUAAUCUCUUUAGCCAUGGAGUUAUAUAAAAUUGAAAUAUAUCUGAAAUUAACAAACAUAAUUUAUGUACUAUUCAUAUUUUCCAAAACUUGUAACUUUUUGGCUUUGAGCACCAGAUGCAAUAUUCCCAGUGUUAAUUCAGUUUUUAAACUUCCUUUUGCUUUCAUUUUUUCUUAGAAAACUCCCAAUAAAUCAUGCUGGUAAUAACUAGCAUUUGUUUUCAGAAAAGAUGGUAGUAUGGAAUAGAAUUAAUAUGUACAGUAAGGUGAUAAAUCAGUAAAUUAUUUAGGUGCACUAGAUCUUCUAGCCAAAAGAGAGGAGAGAAAUACUGAGAAUUACUGAGUGCUAGGAUGAGAGACUAAUAAGUCUGGAGAAACUUUAGAGAAGUAGUAUGUUGAUGAAGAUUUUUAAAAGAAUUGUAUCCAGUCCUGAACUAGUUAUACAUGAUAUCCCAGAGUUAAACCUUGUAUACAAACUGUUUUAUAAAUUUUUUUUGAGGAAUUUUAUAAAUUUUGACCAUGAUGUCUAAAUUGCACAUUUCACUUUGGGCUGAAUGAAGAGAAGUUUGAAUUACAUGUCCAUAAGGACCUGUAGCUAUUUUCCUUUAAAUUUAUCUAUUUUCUUCACUUUAGUUCUACACUGGUUUUCAUUUUGUCAAAGAACAGUAUAGCUUAAGCUUCUCAUUUUCUUGUCUUUAAAAAUUCUCAUUAGACUAGGAGAGUUAUGGACAGAAUUUGCAUCUAUGAAAAUGAAAUCUGUACAUAGACUAGGAGUAUAAGAAAUAUCCAUUGCAAUGAAAUUUAUUUUGAUAAGGAUGGUUAAUUCCUCUCACCUGUUUCUCAGUUGUGAACAAGAAGAGACCAUUAUUAGUAUUAACUUUUUAAACGGUUAUCAACAGUCAAAGGAAAUAUUUGUUGAUUAGCAAUUAUAAAAAAGGUCCUACAGCAUAGUUCUUAUAAGUUACCUGACUGAUAUGUAAAGAAGGCUGGGAUAUUAAGAAAUCCCAUUGCAAAAACUCCAACCAAAAACCAUACCAUGACUAAGAAGAAAAACUAUCCUUUACUUUGAGACUAUUGAUUUAGUUUAGAAAAUUUUCUUUAUGUGAUGAUUCUAAAAUUGUUGUUAGUAAAAGGCCCUUUCAAGUUCUUUUUCCCUCUCAGUUUUGCCAUGAUACACAAAAGAGUUGGGAUCUGUUAUUUGAUGUUUUAAAUAAUGUUGCUUAGCCUGAUUGCAAGAAAGACACAAAAGGAAGAUUAUAUUCUUCAUUUAUUCUAUGUAUAUAUUAAGAUGCUUUUUGCCUUUGUUAUUUAAAACAAGCCUUAAAGGAGAUGGUGCUUAUGGGGAUUUUGUCCUCCAAGCAGGAUCUUUACAACAUGUAAAAAAAUGCAGUUAACAUGACCUUGAAAUUGUGAGCACUGUAUUGUAGUGCUUGGAUAUACUGGCAUGUAAAUGAUAGAAAUUAGACCAUCUGUUAAAAGUGCUAUAUUUAUCUUUAAUGCCUUUGAAAUCAUAGCAUGUUUUAUUUAAAUGGGGAGAUUGUGAUGACCAUUCCUGUUCCUGGUGAUGGAGACAAAGUGGAUGUCUCUUCAGGUAACUGAAAAUUAUAAAUUUGCCAAAAGAAAUAAAUUAUGAAGUCUGUGAAUUGUAUAGAAAA